Panthera uncia (snow leopard) is the source of this 1331-nucleotide messenger RNA. RefSeq names its product immunity related GTPase M (gene IRGM). Gene Ontology annotation, cellular component: endoplasmic reticulum membrane. Lineage: Eukaryota; Metazoa; Chordata; Mammalia; Carnivora; Felidae. The record is from RefSeq and is a predicted model, not a curated record. Gene Ontology annotation, biological process: cellular response to interferon-beta; defense response. Gene Ontology annotation, molecular function: GTPase activity; GTP binding.
AUGACAUAGCCCGCCCUGUCCCUUCACACCCCAUUAUCUACAUCCUUCACUCCUGCUGUGGGGUACAAUAUGGGCUGGAGCAUUUUAUCUAAGAUAGGUGCCAUAAACAUUGAAAACGCUGUGGGAGGAGGGAAGUUGCUGGAGGUGGACUCUAUAGUCAGGGGCACCCUGGAGACAGAGUCCAGUACCCCAGUAGCUGUAACUGGGGACUCCAGCAAUGUCAUGUCCUCCUUCAUCAAAGCACUGCGGGUAACUGGGCAAGAAGAGGCAACAGCCCCCACUGGGAUGGUGAGGACCAUGAUUCCCACUUGCUACUCUUCCUCCUACAUUCCAAGUGUGGUGCUGUGGGACAUGCCUGGAACAGGGACUGCCACCCAAAGUCCGGAGAACUAUCUGGAGGAGAUGCAUUUUAGCUAGUAUGAACUUUUCAUCAUCAGUAUAUCUGAACAGUUCAGCAUGAAUCUCAUAAAGCUAGCCCAGAUCAUUCAGAGUCUGGGAAAGAGGUUCUACAUCAUCUGGCCCAAGCUGGACAGGGACCUCAGCACAAGUGCCUUCUGGGAGGAAUGGCUCCUGCAGAAUAUCCAGGAGAAUAUCCAGAAAAAUCUCCUGAAGGAAGGGGUGUGUGAACCCAUCAUAUUCCUUGUCUCCAGCAUCGAUCCCUUAUUGCAUAACUUCCCAGUUCCUAGAGACACCUUGCACAUCAGGUACCAUGGUCCCCUAGAGAACUUGCCUUACACCCAUGAGAAGGUCAUUAAUUACGAAGUGAUCUCUUUGUAGGUGAAAAUAGCAUCAAAGUUUUUCCAGGACACCCUUGGCUUUCAGAAUGCAGAUGAUCUGGGGGAGUGUCUGAAGGCCUACCAUUUGCUUUGUGUGGAUGAUGAAUGUCUCCAGCAGGUGGCCCAGCAUAUGGGAAAACCCAUGGAGGAAUACAAGACCAUUAUGAAGUCUCAAGAUCUGCACACUGUUCACCCCAGGGAGACAUUAUUGGCAUUAUAUUGGAUGAAUUGUAAUACAGCCUCUUAUAUUAGCCAAAUUCCACUCUUAGAUGACACUAUUAUCAACUACACAAGACAGUAGAAAUAUAGACAGUUCCUUGGAAUAGUCACCAAGGACACCAAGACCAUCCUGAAGAAAAUCCUGCAAGACUUCAUCAUCUGAAGAGCUGAUGUCUCAACAGUCUCCUUUUGAAGCAACCUCAGGACAUCUGGGGUCUUCUCCUCACCUUGUAUACUUUAUAAAUUCUCAGUCAAGCUCAAUAUGUCCACUUUCAUUGGUUCUAAAUUCUUUGAGGCAAGAGAGCUGAGUAGCUCAUUUUGAACCAACCUCAGUAG